Messenger RNA from Filobasidium floriforme, 1719 nucleotides. RefSeq lists its product as uncharacterized. The record is from RefSeq and is a predicted model, not a curated record. The transcript has 6 exons. Lineage: Eukaryota; Fungi; Basidiomycota; Tremellomycetes; Filobasidiales; Filobasidiaceae. Gene Ontology annotation, molecular function: transcription corepressor activity. Gene Ontology annotation, biological process: chromatin remodeling; negative regulation of transcription by RNA polymerase II; DNA repair. Bases 1 to 1719 code for a protein of 572 amino acids. Gene Ontology annotation, cellular component: NuA4 histone acetyltransferase complex; Swr1 complex.
AUGGAAGUGGACGCCGGUAACGAGGAGCAAGCUCGAACGGCACGACAAGCAGAAAACGGGAAUGGAGCCGCGAGCGGGAGUGGGAGUGUGAACAAGGACAACGACGACGGCAAGUUCAAGGUGCCGGAAAGGGAAUUCCCUAUCCCUACCCGCAAGAUCAUCCAGAUCGAAGGUCGACGGCGGGACGACCUCGUCCCCCACCAAGGCCUCACCUCUUCCCAUUCCAAUUCCAACGUCGCGACGAAACCUUCCACCAGGAACCAAGCUCAGUCGUUCAAUCAACCAGGACAAGCACAAAUACAAGCGCCGGAAAAGAUGGAUGGGUUGACGAGAGAAUUGUACGCCUUGAUCGGGGACAACGCGCCGUCAUUAGCCCAGGUGAGGGCGGAACUGGCUGGGCUGGGCGGGGUUGGCGGGAGUGGGCGACAAACUCCCUUCCAACCCUCUAACCGCUCGACUCCCCUUACGCUGCACCACUGGAGACCCCUCCCCACGGCUCCCAUUAUACAAGGGACAGCGGGGAAGGUAGAGGAGAAGGACCCGUUCGAGGCUUUCGGGAGGGAAGGGAACGGGCCGAACGUCAUGAGUUAUAGUCAGGUGGAGUAUGAGGCUUGGUUGACCGACGACAAAUGGACCCCACACGAGACCAACUACCUCUUUUCUCUGCUCAAGACGUACGAUCUUCGAUUCCUCGUGGUGACCGAUCGGUACGCUUACGUUCCCCCUGGUGGGAAGACGGGACAAGACGGGACGAUGGAGGAGAUCAAGGAUCGGUACUACACCGUGUGUAGGCGGUUGUUACGAAAUAGACCCGCUGUGGACGAAGCGUUCAAGGAGAAGAUGGUCAAGGCUUUCGAUUACGAUAUACAUCGCGAGGUGGCAAGGAAAAAGUACGCCAACUCGUUGUUCCACUUGACCCGCCCGCAGAUGCUGGAAGAAGAAGCCCUUUAUGUCGAGCUCAAACGGAUGGAACAGACUGAACGGCGGUACCGCUCCGACAGGGAAGAGUUGAUGCGCGUCAUGGGCGGUUUGGAUUCCGGCGUCCUCGUGCCUGGAGAACAGGGGAACAGGGCGUUUGGAAGAGGGGAAGCGAUCGGGGUCGGAGUCGCGAGAGGUGCGGAUGGAAGCGUUUUGGCGGACAAGUUGAAGAAGAGGAGGAGGGGCGAGGAUGGGGAACCGGCACAGGACGUGGACAUGCCACCUCCGCCGCCCGUCAAGAAAAAGGUCGAUCCAAUGUUCGGUGAGUAUGAACGGAAUAACAUCACUCGGGUUCCGCCCCAACCGGGUCAACUCACGACCUCUCGUAACACGCAUCAACCCGUCUACCUCCGAUCCACGCGCUUGCCAACGCCAAAACCCCACCUGGCGACCAAGACGAACGCGCUCUUGUCCCAGAUGUCUAUCUCGACCGUCCGACUGGUCAUGCCCACAAGGGACAAUGUCGUCGCACUCGAAAAGGUCAUUCAUUCUGCAGAAGGCUUGGUCGAGAUGAAACGGCUCGUGGAUCGGGUCGAGGUCGAAGUGAGAACGUUGAAGGCACAGCGGGAUGGUAUCGUGCCAACGCCCGCGGGUGCUGCAACCGGUUCGGCCGCCGUACCGGUAGAUUCAAGUGGCUCAGCUGGCGUGGAGGAUCUGACGCCGAAAUCGGAGGACGGACCCGAGAUGACAGGAUCGGUACCCAAGAGCGUGAGUGCACAGGCUCGACGGGUCAUCUUUUAG